Cucumis sativus (cucumber) is the source of this 2371-nucleotide messenger RNA. Its product is annotated as probable sulfate transporter 3.5. Gene Ontology annotation, biological process: transmembrane transport. The record is from RefSeq and is a predicted model, not a curated record. Gene Ontology annotation, cellular component: membrane. NCBI's taxonomy places the organism in Eukaryota, Viridiplantae, Streptophyta, Magnoliopsida, Cucurbitales, Cucurbitaceae. Gene Ontology annotation, molecular function: secondary active sulfate transmembrane transporter activity.
UUCUUCUUUUUACCAUCGUCUCCUUCUCAUCCCCAUAUCAUUCUCCACUAACACAUCCUCUUCUCCUCUAUAUAACACCUCUCUCUUCAUGGAUCACAUUCAACUUGUUCUUCUUUUCUAAUCAAAUUCCUCUCUUUUGUUCUUUUCUUUCUUUCUUUCUUUUGGAUUUCUUUAUUUAAUUUGUGUAAUGGGUUCUUUAAAAAAUGGUGAAAAUGUGAACUUUAGUGCUCCAAGGCCAUUUGGGAAGAAGCUGAAAUCGGAUCUGAAAGAGACGUUUUUCCCUGAUGAUCCCUUCAAACAAUUUCGAGAUGAAAGUGGGGCAAUGGAUAGAGUGAAAAAGGGAUUUCAAUACUUCAUACCUAUUUUGCAAUGGCUUCCUAAAUACAAUUUGAAUAUGUUUAAAUAUGAUUUGCUUGCUGGUAUUACCAUUACCAGCCUUGCUAUUCCUCAAGGCAUUAGUUAUGCCAAACUUGGCAUUCUACCCCUCAUCGGCCUUUAUUCUAGCUUUGUUCCGCCCCUUGUAUACGCGGUGUUUGGAAGCUCUAAACAUCUGGCGGUGGGAACGGUGGCGGCUUGUUCGUUGCUCAUAUCCGAAACUAUUGGUGCAGUUGCUUCGCCGGAAGAAGAACCCACAUUGUAUCUUCAUUUGGUUUUCACCGCCACCUUUGUCACCGGCGUCAUGCAGGCCGUCUUAGGAUUUCUAAGACUCGGAAUUUUAGUGGAUUUCUUAUCGCACUCCACAAUCCUUGGAUUCAUGGGAGGAACGGCUGUGAUCAUCUGUCUUCAACAACUGAAGGGGAUAUUUGGACUAACUCAUUUCACCUCUAAAACUGACGUUUACUCUGUACUUCAUGCCGUUUUCUCUCUUAGAAAAGAGUGGAAAUGGGAAAGUGCUCUUGUGGGUGUCGUUUUCCUUCUAUUCCUCCAGUUUACAAGGUACUUGAGAAACAGAAAACCAAAGCUCUUUUGGGUGUCAGCUAUGGCUCCUAUGGUGACAGUGAUAGUAGGAUGUUUGUUUGCCUAUUUCAUCAAGGGAAGUCAGCAUGGAAUCCUAACUGUGGGUCACUUGAGCAAAGGGAUAAACCCUAUUUCUAUUCACUUCUUGAACUUUGAUUCCAAAUAUCUAUCAGCUGUAGUACAAACUGGCUUAAUCACUGGCCUUAUUGCUUUGGCUGAAGGAAUAGCAAUUGGUCGAAGCUUUGCGAUAAUAAAAAAUGAACAAAUCGAUGGGAACAAGGAGAUGAUAGCCUUUGGUUUGAUGAACAUAGUGGGAUCUUUCACUUCCUGCUACUUAACCACUGGGCCAUUCUCAAAAACUGCAGUGAACUUCAAUGCUGGGUGUAGAACAGCAAUGUCAAACAUUGUUAUGGCAAUUUUCAUGGCUCUCACUCUCCUCUUUCUAGCUCCUGUCUUCAGCUACACACCUCUUGUCGCCCUUUCCGCCAUUAUAAUGUCCGCCAUGCUUGGUCUCAUCAAAUAUGAAGAAAUGUAUCAUCUUCUCAAAGUUGAUAAAUUUGAUUUUUGCAUUUGUAUGGCGGCUUUCUUGGGUGUUGCUUUCUUAAGCAUGGAUAUUGGAAUCAUGCUUUCGGUGGGACUUGCUUUGCUGAGAGCUCUUCUUUACAUGGCUAGACCAGCUACUUGCAAGCUCGGCAAAAUACCAAACUCCAAUUUGUACAGAGAUGUGGAGCAAUAUCCUAAUGCAACUAGAAACCAUGGGAUUAUUGUUCUUCAACUUGGUUCCCCUAUUUAUUAUGCCAACUCCAACUACAUCACAGAAAGGAUUUUCAGAUGGGUUCGUGAUGAGCAGGGCAAUUUCGAGGAUGGACCUGUGGAACAUGUACUCUUGGAGUUGAGCGGGGUCACCUCAAUCGACAUGACAGGGCUUGAAACGCUAAUCGAAAUUCGUAGAUCAUUACAAGCAAACGGAAUCCAGAUGGGAAUUGUAAACCCAAGAAUUGUAGUGAUGGAGAAGAUGAUAGCUUCAAAAUUCACAGACACAAUCGGGAAAGAGAACAUCUAUUUAUCAGUAGAUGAAGGAGUAGAAAGGUGUAGAGAUUUGGUUCCAAAAUUAAAACAAACAGAAACAGGUGCUGGAAGUUCAAACAUGAGGACAAUGGAGCAGCAAGUAUAAAAUGGCAAACUGUAGUAGGAUUCGGGAAUUAAUUUGUUUUAGCAGAUGGAGAAUAAUUCCAAUCUACAAUGGAGGGAGGCUGUUGAUAUAACUAUAAUGUAAAUUAUGUGUUUGUCGAUGCGAUGAGCUUCGUCUUUUUCAAGCUCUCAGUUUGAAUAUUACUAUGGAGGGAAAUGGUUUUCCUAUUUUGCAUUUCUCCCGUGAUUAUGUUUAUGGUAAGAAAUUCAAUCUUGUUCCUUC